Molecule: messenger RNA, 12190 nt
Organism: Cinara cedri
Lineage: Eukaryota; Metazoa; Arthropoda; Insecta; Hemiptera; Aphididae
Source: the annotation of a GenBank genome assembly
CGUCGCGCCGCCCCGCGUCAUUAUACGCGACUGCACAACAUCGACGGCCGCGCCUAUCGAUCCGCCAGCCACACGACUCGCCCCCGUCGACGCGUCGUCGUGGUACCUGUGGAACCGGAGAGUCGUACGUCGUAUUUUAUGCGGGUCGAAUCGUUGAAAAAGGUAAAAAAUAUUCAAAUAAAUUAUUUUAUAAUUAAUAAUAAUAACUAUGCUGACGACGGGUUUUUUUUUUUUUUUUUAUACGCGUCUGGCUAGCGGCCGUUCGUCGUUCGCGUUCAUUACCUACCGGCUGCGGGUGCCAAACACUCUAAAUUAUAAUAAAAGAAAUUAUAUGCUUCGUACAGAACACUUUUGUAUUUUAAUUAAUCCGUUUCGGAGUGUCGUUCAAUCGUAUUCUAAUAGUGAAAAAAUAAUUAUAAAUUUUGUUAAAAAUAUCGCGAGCUGUCCCGAAGAGUAUCAUAUGUUACAAUACACUGACCGUAUAAUAUAAUAACCGUAUUACACGAGAUUACCUAUAUUUAUAAUUGUUUUUAGUUUAGAUAUUUGUAUAAAUUAUAACAUAUUUUCUUCUUGUCCGUCAGGCGUACGAAAAACUCCAUCGUUAUGGCGACGAACGUUGUCAUUCUGUGCAUCGCUUUGGCGCCCGUCUGCGUCAUCGCGUUCGGCACUUACUCGGGAAUUAUAAAAGUAAGUGCUCAUGUAAUAAGUAUACUACUAAACAUAAUUAUUUGUAGACGUGUACAACUUACGGUAAGUAUUGUACGGCCGUCACGCGAAAUAUGGCAUCUACCCCUGUAUCAGUGGCGUAAAUCGGUCCGUGCAAAGUUAUUGGCGCUUGCACCACUUGCACGUUUUAACGUGGCGCUGCUACCUUAUCGUAUUGCACCAUCACCACCGUAGACAAGCCUAUUUAUUGAUUUAAGUUCGAGUGAUUAACUGUCUGAAAUAGGAAUACGUCCCACAUAUUAUUUAAAAUAAACAAAAGGCAAUAUUUUUCUCUACAACAGUUCAAUAAAAUUAUAUACAUUUACAAUACAUUAUAAAUUAUAAUUAUUAACGUGUACAGUAAAUAUCAAAAAAAAAAAAAAAUUAAGUUUUGAUUAUUAUAAUAUUGCAAAACCACAUUUAAUUUUUUAAUAUUGCUUAGAAUUCGAAUUGUUUCAUUUGGAAAAAAAAAUAUCGAAAUGCAUUAAAUGCAGUAUACUUGCUUAGCAGUCUGAUGUAACUUUCUGUAUUCGCACACGGUCGGUCACGUGCGUACAACUGGGGGUGUAGGUGAGUGGUAAACGAAUUUACGACCCGAGAAAAUAUACCUAUGCAACACUUACUUAUAUUUACCUAAUAUAUACUUAUACGCGUACGUCCCUAACCUAACCCAAUUAUCUUCAGAAAUUCGGGGCGAUUCUUAUUACAAGUUCUAAUAAAAUAUUAUCGAUAGGUCGACCUAUACGUGUGGAGAUAUUAUUAAAGGAACACCGUUAAGAUAUAAUAUAAGUAAUAAUGUUAUUAUAGUGACGUGACACACGGAUUGUAAUAUUAUUAUAUUGUUCAUAUAGUCUAGAUGACCUAUUUAUAUUAUAUUUUAUUCUCGUGGAUUCGCUGUAAUUUUUCACCGAGUACCUAUAUCAUUACCAAACUCCUAUUUUGUGUUCAAUAAAAACUGUGGCGGAUCCUGUGCCCCAUGCAAACACCGAAAACGAUGUCGGUUCCUCUAUUAUUUUACGGUGUCCAUCACCGAAGUCAUCAAAAAACAAUUAGGAACAUUGUACAGUAUGGUACGCUGCGGUCGGUGCUGUCUCGUAUUUGUUGAUAAAAUAAUAACACUAAUAAUAAUAUCAGGCAUUAAUAUUGUAGUUAUUAUUAAUAAAUAGUUUAUUUUUAUUUUUAUUUAAAAUCCCCUUAACGUUAUUAUGCAAUGUAAUAUAGUUUAUCGCGACGGAGGGUUUUAAAACGUCCGCGAACAGCUGCCCAGUGCCCGCCCUGCAGUCACAUACGUUAUAUAGAAUUCUGGCCGGAUUACUCAGAGUCCUGAGAUUAGUGGGAUUUAUUUAGACAGAUUCACGUGAAAAGUUUAGUACCUACCUACACGCAUAUUUCGGUGAAAUGUACCGUAUAUUAUAGUAUUCAUAAAACGUUGUGCAAUUUUCCGAGUGGCAUUUAAUAAAGUGCGUUACACGUCAAUAUUCUAUUAAAAAAAAAAAAAAAAAUUGAAAUAAAUAUUAUAUACAUAUCAGUUAUUGCAAACAUAAUAAUAUGAUAUGUCUAUACCAUUUGAAUAUCAACAAAUGGUAGAAAACACUAAAUGUCUCAGUCGGUUCAACCUCAAAAAUGAAUAGAAAAAUAUGAGGAAAAUAAAUUAUAGUCAAAGGAGGGAGGAGGACUAUUUAAAAUACAAACGUUUUAUUGCAAAACCGUGAAUUUAAUGUUUUAUAAAAAAAAAAAAAAAAAUGUAAAAUGUAAAUAAAAAAUAUAUACUAGUUACUAAAAAUAACAACUAAUAAAAAUAAUCUGAUACCGCAAUACCGAAAAUCGUAAUUAAAUAUUAUACAUGUUCCUAUUUUAUAAAAACAACACGCGCGGAAAAUCAAGAAAUCCCACCCCUAAUGUACUAAUCAGAAAUAAACAAUAAUUUCUUCAAGAACGAAUACUAUACAUUUGAUGAUCAAACCAUAAUUUCAAUUAAUAGAAAAGUUGUUUACCUACAGAAAAAUAAAAAAACUAUAAUACAUUCUUCUUUACGCUUAGAAUCUAAAAAGGUAAACACAUGAUCGACUUCGAUUGAACUCACAUUUUAUGUACUUACCAAUAAAGUUUUUUUUUAUUUUUGUCUAUAGGUAUAUUAAAAAAAAAAAAAAAAACCUUGUACCAAUAUUAUGUACAAAAAUACCAACCUAUAACACAUCUCUUGAUCUUUUAACAUGGAUGGUACUUCUGUGAUGUUGCCUAUUUCUGGUUGUUUUUGUGAGAAAACCUUUCAAGGUAUUGAUUUUUCUCCACUGGAGAAAAAACGACGAACAUUAUUACCGCAUUAUCAACCUAACCUAACCUAUCCGUAGUAACAGUAUCGAUUUUCAAUAUUUUAUUGUGGUUCUAUAACUAUAUUAUCAAUAGCGGAUUUUCAACAAUUUUCUGGAAGGGGCUCUGAAAAAUCAUAUGCGCUCGUAUUUAAAAUGCAUCUUUAUUGGACGACAUUUUAUUGAAACUAUAUCGGCGUCUAGAGUAGGGGGAUCCAGACGCCUCUGGAUACCUCUACUACUGACUAUAAUAUUAAGUUAAGUAGGUGCCUAAAGUGGCGCCGAAGUAGUUUAUAUUAAUACUCGGGCAAACAAAGCAAUACUGUAUUAUUAUUAUAAUACUGGUCUUCUUUGAGCGGAAUAUUAUAUAUUUCAUAAAGUGCUAUUUUGUGUAGUUAUAUUUUCUACUAUUACUACUCAUUAUACUAUGUAUAUUUCUCACUACUAGCAUCAUCCACUCGACUACCACCUAACAAUUUGGUCGGGCCGUCGCUCGACCUGUACCCCGAAUUCGGCGCUUAUAGGUAUUAUUUGGUAGCUUUGAUAUCAAUAAAAUAUGUAAUUUUUAUUUAAAAGGCUUGAACUUCGAUAAUCCUGCCUCCCGGAUAUAUUGUUAUAGGUCGGAAAAAUUGAGUCGAAAAUUAUAUAAUAUACAGGAUCAGAACGACUCAUUGUCUCAGAAUUUUUAUUUUUUUUUUACCAUUUAAGAAACAUUUUAAAAUUCCCAUAGUUUUGUUACUCUUAUUUUCGGGCUUGGAAGCACUAUCCACUUUUGAUUUUCAAAUAGUAACCUAUAUUCAAAAUUCCACGAUUACAUUAAGUUUUAGUUCAUAACGAGCAUUAUGCAUAUGGCGACGCGGCGGGGUGUUUAAAUAGUUUUCAACUACUAUCCGCUACCCCAAACUUAAAAGUGGAAUAUUUAGUAAACGGGUUGACGGGAAUUAAAAAUGUCAACACUAAAACGUGUUUAAACUAAAACUCCACGUAUUUACGGGAUUUGUUAUAUAGAUUGCUAUUUGAAAAUCAAAUGCGGGCAGUGAUUUCAUCAAUAAAAGUAUGGUGACAAAAAAUAACGUCAUUAUGUCACAUUUCAUUUAAAUAGUUCAAAUAAAAAAAAAAAUUAAAAAAAUACUUUCCGAGAUAAUGAGUGUCUUAUCGAGGAUUGAUCGCCCUGUAUUAAUAUAAUAAUAAAUAAAUGUGCACUGUUGGUAAAUUAAAUAUUAUGUCAGUUACAAAUGUAUAGAGAUUAGAGCUAAUAUGGAAUCCGACCGAUUUCCCCUUGUCACUUUAACUGCUGUUGUCAAUAAAACAAUAACUCCAAGCAAACCUUUUAUCGAAAUAAAUUCUGAUUAUCCGCCGAUGAAAUAUCGUAGACAUUUUGUAAUGGAGUGUAAGCUGCAGCCAUUUGUAAACUUUUAUGAGUAAUUACUGUUAUUAAUAGAUUUUUUUUUUCAAUCUUGGUAAUUAUAUAUAUUGAUAUUUCGAAUUUACUCAAUUAAAUCUGAAACAUAAACCCCCAAUCAAAACUUUCAUAAAUAAUCUAACCUACAAUAAUUUACACACAACAUAACACUUAUGUCGCAUAAAUAAUAAUAAUAUUAUUAUUAUUAUACUUUGAUUAGGUACCGUUGUUUUAACCAUAUAUUUAUGUUGUCUAACUUUGACACUUAAAAACUAUAAAACUUUUUUAACUAACUUUUAACUUUUAUAUUUAAAAGAUAUUCUUAGAUUGAAAAUAAAAAUUAAUUAAAUUAGAAUUAUGUUUUUCAAACUAGUGUUGUGUUUGAACGAAACAUAGGUAUAUUUGUAUUUUUUACCUUAUGCAGAUAAACGAUUAAUAGUUUAUUUUGAUCUGUUAUCUAGCUAAUAUACAUACGCGAGUCAUCUUUUAUUUAGAUAAAUCUUUUUAAAUCGUAUUUAUAUAUAAUAGGGUAAAAUAUAUAAUUAAUGUUAAUUAUGGUUUUAUAAAUUAAUUAUUAAGUUAUUUACAUCAGUCGCACAAUGAAACGUUACAAUUAGUCCAUUCUUUAAUAAAUAUGGUGACUGCAGGCACCAAAUUCAAUCCUCAAAAUACUUUCGUCGAUAAAUGUCCUAUCAGAUCAUUCCCAAGAGGACUAUAGCAGAACUCAAUAAAGUUAUACCAUGGAUUCAAUUAAAUGGCUCAAAGAUUCAGAUAUUCAAAUCGUAUUUCUUUUCAUUAUUUCUACCUAUCAACUUACGUUACCUAUCUAAAGUUUAUUUAUUAAAUUUAAUUAAAUAAUACGUUCGAUUUAUGUAGUUUCAAAUCUUUUAAUUAUUCUAUAAUUUAUAUAAUUUGUUUGUAUUGUUAAUAGGAUUAUAUGAAUAUAUGAAUAGAGAAUAGAUAUGAUUAAGGAUGGCGACGUAUAUCAUUAUUUAUGUUAAACAUUUUUAUAUUUAAAUUUCGCUAAUAUCGAUUAUUAUUGAAAAGUAUGGAUUUUUUUUCUUUUCGUUAAAAUCAUGUACACAGAUGCAAAACAUAAAAAAAAAAAAAAAUACCUAGAGAUCUAAAAUGAAAUAAAAUAAUGAAAAUCUCGCCAUGAAAUUUUAAAUGUUUAAUUUUCCUUAGAAAUAGAUUCAUUGUUACACAAAUAUUUUGACAAAUCUACAAUUUCCAAAUAACAAAAAUGUCUAAAUAACAAAUAUUUAUACUGAUAUGUAUUCGUAUUGUAUUUUAGUAAUAUGCAUAUCGAAUACGUUCGAGUUUCUUCAAAUGUCUGUCAUUGUUUGUUGCCUUGUUGGACGACCAUAGAGAUGAGUAUCGAGCGGAUAGAGUAAAAAAAAUGUGGGGUUUUCUAUUUGGUAGACAAAAUAUUUUAGUGUUAAUGAGUGGGAAAAUAUUGUUUUAUAAGAUUACGGCUUUGAUAGAAACAACAUUGAUGUGUUUUGUGAAAUUGAAGUUUAAAGUUUGACCAUUGGAUCGGAGAGUUGUCGCGAUGUAGUAAAGGUAACGGAUUUGAUGGAAAACGUAAUGGAUGCGAUUUUUGUAACGUUGAUUGACAUUUUCCAUUCGUAAAAUCAGUCUGCGGUGUGUCGAUUUCUACAACAGCCCUUUUGAAAUUUAGAUUUACGUCAUAUAAUUCAUAUCUAGCCGAUACCUACUUACACAUUUGUAUUACCUAUAUUUUUAGUAGGUAUUUGGUGCGAUGAUAGGUAAUGAAUGAUAAUCAAUAGUGCCCGUUUAUUAGCCUUUAUCUAAAUAAUUAAGUUGGUUUUUAUCUUCAAUCCUCUUCUAGACAAUUAUUCUAGCAAUUAUCUCUUAUCUUUGUACAGAUAUUUAAAAAUGUAUUUUUAUACUACACUGCAUAAUAACGUUUAAAAUUCAAAACAGAUUACGUCUGAAUAUGCAUUGAUUUAUCAAAGACUGAAUUAUAUAUUUUUGUAAUUCACAAUAUUGUUCAAAUGAAAUAACUGUGAACAUAUUCGCGGCGGCGUGGCUGGCGUUUAUUGCAGAACAUAGAUUAAAAAAAAAAAAAAAUCAAUUCACAUCACUCAUUUUAUAUUUAUUCUCGUUCUCCGUUUUCUUAGACGGUUUUAAAUUCUUAAUAUCUCGACUUGGUUUUCUCCUUUUAAAUAUUUAAUAAUAUUCUUUUGACUUUUGUUCAUUAAAACUUUUCGGUUGUACCAAUAUAGAGUAUAUAUUAUAUAUAUAUAUAUAACAAUACAGACACAAAAGUAAGGUAUCGGAUCGCGAAUUAAACUCGGGAUUCCGGCUUACGCGGCAAUAUUGUUCUAACGCUCAUAAGCUACUCCUCGGAUAACCAAUAUAUGUACGUAUAUAUCGCAGUAAAUUCCUAUGAUUCAGUAUUUUCCAUUGUUUGGAAAUCACUUUUUUCAAUGUAAUGUACAACCAUUAUGACUACAUUUCUGGAAAAAAAAAAUAGGUAGGAGUUCUAUACAAUCAUCGCUAUUUUUUUUUAUAACAGUAGAGCGAUAUAACAUUCACUUGUUUUAAAAAGUAGUGCACUACUUUUUCAUAUUUAAAAAAAGAGAACAUUUUUGUUUCUUACUUUAUUAAAAGUAAUGGAUACCGCGAUAAAGAUUUUCUUUCCUUUAUAUAACACAUGUGUAUCAUACGAAUUUAGACCAAUUUUUCUCCUUCAGUGCAAAUGGUGUGUGAAUCGAUAAAAACUCUGAAAACUUAUUUGAUUUCAUUGUAAAAUGCACAUGAGAUAGGCCCGGUCAUAUUUUUGUAUAUUUCAGUCCAUAAUUUUCAAAAAUUUGGUUUGAAAAUCUACCAAUUAAUUUAUGAAAAAAAAAAAAUUAAUUAUAUCGAAAAAAGUAGUCUGAUCGAUUUCAUAUACACACUAUAUACACAUAUGCACGCUGAAUUCAAAUGUGCUUUUAGAAUAAAUUCUUACCGUUUCACUACAUCGAUCGAAUUAAUUGAUGAAAAAUUGGUUUAAAUUUAUUUGCUAAGUACCUAUGUGUUUGUCAAAAAGUAAGACAUUUCUGUGUUCAUCCACUUAAAUAAUAGUAGCUUACGAUAUAAUAUGACCAUAAUAUGACAUAUAUAUGUAUAUAAUAUAUUGUUGAGCAACACUAACAACUGAACUCCACUCAGAAUCGUUUUUCCAUUAGCAAUGGUUAAUCGUUGCGAACAGAUAUACAUUAAAUUUGCUCUCUACUACCUUUCCAGCUUUUCAUCUACAGUAGUGGUCCACCUACGUGCGAAGGAUGUCCGUCUUUGUUCUUUUUUUUUUCUUAAGUUACUUGAGAGUAUACGCAGUAUUCCCGUGAUUUUUCAACAAAAUUUUAAGUUUUUGAGAGUAUACGGAGUGCCUAUCUGACAGUAUAUUAUGAAAACACUACUGCUUACAGAUACCUACGGCUGGAACCCAAUUGAGCACGAAUGACCUUUUUCACAACCCGAUUGAGCACGAAAAUAGGUGUGACGUUGCCACUUUGUACCAUAGAAUAUUAUUAUUAAAAAAUACUUUUUAUUUUAUAAAUUUCUGUCAUGACGCGUCACGAUUAUGUUGUCCAUUUAAUUGCAGUACGAUAUUUUUCUCUUGCCCAGAAUAGAUUGUUGCUGUACAAUGGUUUUUUUUUUAAUUUUUUUUUUUUGAUCUGGAAAUAAUCCGGCAUUUAAGACCAUUAGUUAUAAGAUUUAUACAUGUUUCAGGAGUGUUUAUAAGGCUGAUGCAGAUAAUUUUUUGUACAUCACCAUUUCAACAAAUUGCCUUUUUUGUCGGCCCAAUAAAUCUUUACUUGAAAGCUCCAACAUUUGCCAACUCUUUGCCUCUCUCGGAUAAAAUAAUACGCAUUUCAUUAUUUUCCAUCAUAAAAAUCGUAAAAUUUGCAAAAUACACACUAUUUUUGAAGGAACACGAGCACGAGACAACAGAAAAGACUGACUGUGAACAAGUCUUAUUUACAGCGUAGGUACAUACAAUAACAGUUAAUCACAAUUUAGUGCAAUCGUUUUUUAGAUAAAAUUCUGGUUUCUCAUCCAUCUCUGUUAUUUUCAACUUUCGUGGGUACCCAUCGAUCGAUAGCAAUAUCUUUUUCGACUAAUAUGCUAGCUACCUAUUAGUAAUCUACACAACACACAUACUAUUGAAAAUCUGACAACGUUGUACACAAUAUUUAUUUUUUUUUACCGUGCUCAAUCGAAACUUACUCGUAUAUUCACGUAAUUAAUCUAAAUGCUCCGAUGUGUUGUUAUUAUUUAAUUUGUAAUUUUUGUAAUCCGUGGAGGACUCUGAAUACAUGCGGAGUAAACUUCUAGAGAACGUUAUAAGCCAAUUAGAAAACGACAUUGUCAAGUCGGAAAUGGACGGCAAGUAUCCGCGGAUGAAGACGACCGAACCAGAGCCCACGGACGCGACCGAUUACGACGACGAGGUCGACGAGACGAACAUCAUGCCGUCCAUUCGGGACAACGAGUAUAUACAGCACAGCACGCUGUGGGGAACGCAAUAUAUGAACGGUAUUUUGAGAGUUUUUCAUGGUUAUUCACCACGAUUUUUAUUUGUCAUUCAUUUAUCUAAAACAUAAUACACCUCCAUAGGCGGUACGGGCGAAGGAGCGCAGACGCUAAACGCGGAAAAUCCGGCUAGGAACACAAACGAAGUGAAAACGGACGCUACGUUGCCGGCAUACUGCAACCCGCCAAAUCCUUGUCCGGUGGGCUACACGGGUGAGUGUAUUAAAUGAACCUACCUGCCUAUGUUAUUAUUGUAGCCGUCGCCGGAAAGCCGUACUUCACUUUGUAAGUCCUCGGAUAUUUGAAUAAUUAUUCUAUUCAAAUAUAAAUGUAGAAAAAACCAGAGAAAAAAAAACGGACAUACUUCGCACGUGGGUGGGCCGCUGUUGUGAGUGAAAAGUCGGGAAUGUAGUGGGAAAUUUAAUGUAUAUCUGCACACAACGAUUAACCAUUGGCCAUUUUUAACGAAAAAUAAUUCUGAACGGAAUUCGAUUAUUAAUGUUGCUUUGUCAGCAAUAUACCUAUACAUGUUAUGUUAUGGUAAAUUAAUUACAUGUGAAUUAUAUAUUUUCUUUAUUAGUGUGUAUUUGUUUAAUAUUGUACCUAUUUUACCGUUUUUUUUCUUUUAUUGGAAAAACUAAUGGGAAAAUCACCAAAUAACCUACCUAAAGUAACAUUCCAGUCAGAUUUCCUUUAAGAUAAAAAGUGCUAUACUUGUAAAUCGGAGCAAGAUUUCUGGUAGAAAGUUGUUCACAGAUAAAAAAAAAAACAAACAUCAUUAUAAAACCAAAACAUUCCUCGCUCCGGCUAGUCUUAAACGAAUGUUUAAGACUAUGGGUGGGCCACUGUUGUAGGUGAGAAGUUGGGAAGAUAGGAUAUAUCCCACCACUUUAUAUAGAUGGGAUUGUAAUCUAUAUAUGUACGCAAUGGUUAAUUUUUGCUAACAGACAUUUUCACUAUUUAUAGAUAGGAAAACCUCUAAAUGCAGGACAUUUUUUAACAUUGAUAUUGAUCAUUUUUAUCGUAAAUAAUUAUUGUAGAAUACCUAAAUAAAAGUCUACACUAUUGUUAUUUUUUAUUACUAUGUAUAUACACUAUUAUCCUGUACAUGAAGUAUAUCUUAUAUUAUCCAUAUGUAGUAGUAGUAAGUAUUUAAUUAAUUAGUUUAAUAAAAUUACAAUUUCUCCCUUUAAAUAACAGAUACCUCUGAAUAGCGGACAAAUUUCAACGUCCGAAAUUUAGAGGUUUCACUGAAUGGUAUAACAUAUUAUAGUAUUACUUAUUCUGUUCAGAAUCUAAAAUACACGUUGAUAAAAUGUAUAGAUUCUGUGUUCUUGUGUAAGAAUUUAAAAAGCUAAGGGAAAUUGGAUACCAUGACUUUCCAUUACUACGUCAAUGGUAAUAGUAGUAGUAGGAGUAACAAUAUAAUAUUAUAAUUUAUAAUUAUAAGUAUUAUAAAACAAAUUACUAUAUUUAUAAUUAUUACUAAUAUAAUACUAUAUUAGCCUUUUAUUUAUUUUUCUUAAUACCUACCUACAAAUAUUUAUUGCACUAUUUUGUUUUCAGAGGAGGAUGGCUGUAUAACAGACUUUGAGAACACAGCAGCGUUUAGUCGGGAAUACCAGGAAUCGCAAGAAUGUAUGUGCGAUUCUGAACACAUGUUUGAAUGUGGAAGAUCAGCUGCAGAUACUGGCACAAAAACCACUGCUAAUGUAGAUGAAAUAGUAAAAACAUUCCAGGUAAUGUUUUACAAAUGAUAGAUUGGUUGGUGGUUACUGAUCAUAGGUGUAGCCACCCUCAAAAAAUUUUGAAUUUUAGAAUAGCCUCUGCAUAUUAAACGCAAAUAGGAUAACAGUCCCUCCCUCAAAAUAUUUUACACCCUAUGUAUAAUAUGUGAUUGAUGAUAAUAUUAUGCCAAAUAAAUUUGACCAGACUUUGCAUUCCUCAAAUAUGAGGAGAAACACCAAGAUGAUCAUAGACUAAAUAUUUAAAGGGUCAUCUUGGAAUAAAAUUUUAAACAAACAUAAUUUAUUACAAUUAAAAAAAAAAAAAAAAUACAUAAAUCAUUUAUACAAGUUUGUAAUAACUUCCAGUUUGACAGUUUUUUUCUCAUAUUUUUAAUAUUGCAAAUUAACUAUCAAACUCAUGAACUAAUCUAACCUUCCCACCAUUGUAAAUAAAAAACAAUCUUCUCAUAAUAUUGUUUCAUGCAUUUUCCUUGUGUAAUUGGAUAUUCUGAUUAAUUUAAAGCAUAUUGUACUUGUAUAAUUGUAAUUUAGGCCAUUUUAAAAUAGUUUAUUGAAAUUUGUUUUUGUUAUGACUAGGUGGAUGAUGAACACAAAAAUUUGGUCGCUAAAAAAUUCCAUGUUAAAAAAGUGAGUUUUUAAUGAUUUUCUUAAACAUUUUCAAAAUAUUAUUGGUUGGUUUAUUGUGCAAUAAAAUAAAAUAGUUAUUAUAAUAGGGAAUUUUAAUAUCAAAAAACUCUUAACAUAUUACAUUUUUAUUUUACAGGCUUUCAACCCAUACUUGCAAGGUGAAUUUUUACCUAUAGCAGCAAAAAAAGGAAUAAACAUCGGGUUUUAACAUAUCUGAAUGCAAACGACCAAUAAUUUAAUUAAUUAUAUUAGACAAUUCAAAUGAAAAUGUCACAAAAAAAAAUUAUAUAUAUAUAUAUUUAUAUACAUAUACAUAUAUAUAUUUCCACCAGUUUGCCUAAUAGGUAAAAUGUUACCUGAUAGAUUAUAUUUAUUACAAAUUAUAUAUCCGUAAAUUAAAGUUAAAGAUUUGACCAAAUGAUAAAAAAAAAAAAAAACUACAUUGAAUUAUAGUCUAUAAUAUUUGUUUUUAAAGACUAGAAAAAUAUUUUUUUAAUUCGUUUAAAAUAUCUCUAGAAUUGUAAUGGUUUGGAUAUAUUGCCAGUGACUUCUUUACCAUAGCGUAACUUGUUUGGUGAUCACCUUCCUAAAAAAAAAAAAAUUAUUAUAAAUUUAGAAAUAUAAUAUAUUGUUAUAAAUUAUUUAUAUAAUAUCUUAUAUGAAAACAUUUCUUUGGUAUAUAUACAAAAAAAGAUAUAUAUAUAUAUAUAUAUUCAUAUAUGUUGAUGUUUUGUUUUGUAUAUAAGAAUCUUUGUCAAAAAAAAACAUCAAUAAUCAAGUUUAUUUUAAUAUCUCAUUUAUAUUUUUAAUUAAUCUAUCAUUUUAAAAUAAAAAUUAAAAAAAAAAAAAAUAAU